GCUCCAGGCCUGCAGGACUCCGCGCGCUCCUCUCCGACCGUGCAGGGCCUCGGGGCGCUGUCGGACCCUGGCUAGGCCGCCCCGGCGCCCGCAGCCUGACUUCCCCGCCCCCCGCGGAGCCCCGCGGACCCCGCGGACACCCAGCGUCUCCCCCGCCGCCGGCCUCUCUCCAGAACCGGACCGCACGCCACCCCGCCAGAGCGGGGCCCUUCGGCACCCGGAAGCCUCGCGAGAGUUCGUGAGGCGUCCGCUCACGGGCCGUGCUGGUCUCGCGAGACGAGCGCGACCCUCCCCCGACCCGCGGCCGGGGAUCGGGGCCUCGGCGCCAUGCCGUCCGCCUUCUCCGUCCGCGUCUUCCCGGACAGCGUCCCCGCCGUCAUCUCGCAGACCGACUGGACCGAACCCUGGCUCCUGGGGCUUCUUGUCUUCCACCUGCUGUGCCUGCUCCUCACCUGCUUCUCAUCCCAGAGGUACAGACUACAGAUUGGACAUUUCCUGUGCCUAGUGGCACUUGUCUACUGUGCUGAGUAUAUCAAUGAAGUGGCCGCAAUGCACUGGAGGUCAUUUUCAAAAUACCAGUAUUUUGACUCCAGGGGGAUGUUCAUUUCUAUUGUGUUCUCGGCUCCACUGCUGUUCAAUGCAAUGGUCAUUGUGAUUAUGUGGGUUCACAAGACUUUGAAUGUGAUGACUGAGCUGAAGAACUUGCAGGAGAAGAGGAAGGAGAGGAAGAGGAGAAGAAAAGAAGAGUAACUGCAGGAGUUUAUUUCAGUCUUGUGCCAUGGUCAUUUUCCACACCAAGCCACAUGUGGCUCAGGCCUCCUCUGCUAGCAGUUGGACUUAGGGUUUGGAAACUGGUUCUUGUGUUUGGUGCCUACAGUGAUGGAGCCCAUGCAAAAGCCGCUUCUUAAAACCA
This is a messenger RNA of Perognathus longimembris pacificus (Pacific pocket mouse), 913 nucleotides long. RefSeq names its product transmembrane protein 18 (gene Tmem18). The transcript is spliced from 5 exons. Bases 328 to 750 code for a protein of 140 amino acids. NCBI's taxonomy places the organism in Eukaryota, Metazoa, Chordata, Mammalia, Rodentia, Heteromyidae. Gene Ontology annotation, cellular component: nuclear membrane. The record is from RefSeq and is a predicted model, not a curated record.